Molecule: messenger RNA, 420 nt
Organism: Mitosporidium daphniae
Lineage: Eukaryota; Fungi; Microsporidia
Product: subunit Spt3 of SAGA complex
Exons: 2
Coding region: 1-420 (139 amino acids)
Biological process (GO): transcription by RNA polymerase II
Cellular component (GO): SAGA complex
Molecular function (GO): protein heterodimerization activity; transcription coregulator activity
Source: RefSeq, a predicted model, not a curated record
AUGUCCAACCAGCGGUCAAGACCCUCCUAUCAGACAGAAAUCCAAUCGAUGAUGUUUACAUUUGGUGAGGUGAGAUAUCCAUUGGCAACGACAAGUAUUCUAGUAGAAGAAUAUCUUCACGGAUACGCACUAGUCAAAGCAGCCGAGGUGUCUCUCAUAAAAGGCUCCAAGAAUAUUGCUCCAGAAGAUCUUAUUUUUAUUGUACGCCAUGAACCUGCAAAAGUGAUCCGGUUGAAGGAAUUUUCAAGCUGGAAAGAUAUUAGAAGAAAUGUAAAGCCAGAAUCUGGGGACGCAGCUUUUGAAGAUGAUGCCUCAGGUAUCUCCUACCAGAAUUACUGUAGGAGUUUCCGAGGAUCGCGAUGUUCCAAUUCGCAAAAAGAACAUUCAUUUUCAGUGGGAGUUUCCCCGUUGUCUUACUAG